GUCGUCGGUGCAGAGCUCAGGAGAGGACUGAGACCUUCAGCGAUGCCGCUGUUGGUAGAAGCCGGGCCCGCGCGCCUCGUCCGGUCCGCCCAGAAGGACGAGCUCUAUCGGGGGUCGCUGAGGAGCGGAGCCGGGGCUGCUUUGGGAGGGCUGGCAGGUGCUAAAACAUGGCUGGAAUGGCAGAAGGAAAUUGAGCUGCUUGCUGAUAUUGCUUAUUUCACACUCACCACCUUUUCAGGUUACCAAACUCUUGGUGAAGAAUACGUCAAUAUUAUUCAAGUGGACCCAUCGGGGAAAAGAGUUCCUUCAGUACUUCGCCGGGCUGCCCUGAUUUCUUUCCACACUGUCUUGCCUUAUAUGUUAGAGAAAGGAUUAGUACACCUGGAACAUGAACUUGAGAUUGAACCUGAUGGGACGAGGGCUUUGCAAAACAGACACUUGGGUAGGUUGCGAGGCAGGACUUUAUUUCGGAGUUGGCUGCAGGAAUGGCUUGGCAGAUUGACAGAGAAACAGAGGAAAAUGCUCAGUCAGGCUGCCUACAUCCUCAAGCAAGGUCUUCCACUCCUUCGUAGGCUGCACUUGGCCAUCUUCUAUAUGAAUGGCAUCUUCUACCAUCUAUCCAAAAGGAUGGCAGGAAUCACAUAUCUACGGUCCGCAGGGUUGGCUGGAGAUGAUCAGAGCGUCCGAUCGAGUUACAAGCUUCUUGGGAUCGUUUCCUUGCUGCAUCUGGUGCUGAUGGCUGGCAUCCACGCAUACAGCUUCCAGCGAAGGCAAAGGGCAAGACAAGAAUGGAAGCUACACCGUAACCUCUCCUAUCAGACAACCCCGCCUGAGGAGAGACUCCUCAGCCGCAGCUCUUGCUGCACUCUGUGCUUAGAAGAACGCAGGCACGCCACGGCCACCCCUUGCGGGCACCUCUUCUGCUGGGAAUGUGUCACUGAGUGGUGCAACACAAAGACUGAGUGCCCGCUAUGCAGAGAGAAAUUUCAUCCACAGAAGCUGAUCUAUCUACGACACUAUCGAUAACAGCUGGCUGUCAGAUUGUAAAGUGUUAGGAGCCAACGAAAGUACAACUUUUGACCAAGUGCAAGACUUUAUUUUGAUAUUAAAUUGUAGUGAUAAAACGGAGCAGCCAAACACUUAAGUUUCACUGCCUGUACAAGGAGAUAUGAACCUGUCAGUUUACAAAACGAACUCCUGGUGUUUGAUCCUUUUUAGCUUGUGGAACUGAGUGUAAGAAUCUGGCUGAAUUCUGGUAAACCUUUUUACAUGUUGCUGGUAUCUGCUGGAUCCAUGACGUUUGGGAAAUGGCGUAUUUUCUCUGUGUAAGAAGUUUCUUAACAUUUAAUUAGAACUUUUUGCCAUUCAUAAUCGAUGUUCUAAUGCAUCUUAAAGAUGAGAUUUCUAGCUUAAAUAUGCCUGGCGGUGGGGACUCUCUGCUAUCAGGCAGCCAAACUAUGCCUAUUCAUCCAUUUUUAAAAACAACAACUCUGAAGUUCCCUACGGUAUGCCUUGAUGUAUUUGAAUUGAUAUACUUUCAUACCAUAUACGCUGGAAAGGGAGUCAUUCAGUUUAGACCAGAUCUGAACUGGAUGCCACUACUGGCCCUGCUCUGCACCACAAAUUGAAAUCCAGUUAGAAACACACACUCAACUGUGAGUUCGUGCCAAAAUUGGCAGUAUAGUAUACUUUUCUAAUGCCUUAAGCUAAGACGCUUUGUGUAAUUAAGCUUAAUUGAUUUCAAUGGAACUUGCUUUCAUGUUAUGUGCUGAGCAGCAGAAACAUUAAUUAUAAUGUACUUCUUUACUCUGGUCAUUCAUAUAGUUUCAUAUUGUAUUUUUUUUUUAAGUAAAAGUCCUAACACUUGUCUGGAACUCGCCAAGCAAAAAUACUAAUUCCAUAAUGCUGAAAGGGGGAAAUUAAUUCAUAUGGCACAGGGUAUUUCAUAUUUGUCAUCGCUUUGCCAAACACAAUGUUACAUGUUUCCUUUUAGAGUUGGUAAUAAGUAGCUUCCAUUGCUUUGACUAUAAUCUUUGUACAAUAGUGCAAAGGGCUUUUUUUAAAGAUAGAUCUCAAAUACAUUAUUCCACAAGAUUAAAGCUGUUUUGAGAAAAGGGGGAGAAAAGUUAACACGUAGUUCCUUGUGUUGGUUUUAUAAAGACUACUAAACCCAAGAAAGGGACACUGUCUUUUAAUAAAGUUUGGAAUUUAAAAAGUCACUUAAUAAAAUUGUUUAUAGUUGUAUCACAUCAAAAAAGUUUUACAUGCAGGUAAUUUAUUUCCAUAUUUCUCUCCAUAGAAAAUUAAAAGCUGUGUUAAAACCCACAAAGUCUCGUCCGCCAUGGCCAGUCUAGAUGUGUCUUGGAAAGGGCUACA
This is a messenger RNA of Elgaria multicarinata webbii, 2376 nucleotides long. It is a transcript of the gene PEX10, whose product is annotated as peroxisomal biogenesis factor 10. The record is from RefSeq and is a predicted model, not a curated record. Gene Ontology annotation, molecular function: zinc ion binding. Gene Ontology annotation, cellular component: peroxisomal membrane. The transcript has 6 exons. The coding region runs from base 43 to 1026 and encodes 327 amino acids. Gene Ontology annotation, biological process: protein import into peroxisome matrix. NCBI's taxonomy places the organism in Eukaryota, Metazoa, Chordata, Lepidosauria, Squamata, Anguidae.